Molecule: messenger RNA, 509 nt
Organism: Paramecium sonneborni
Lineage: Eukaryota; Ciliophora; Oligohymenophorea; Peniculida; Parameciidae
Source: the annotation of a GenBank genome assembly
AUUCAAUGAAAACUCAGAAAAAAAAACAGAUAUUGAUUAAAUAUUUUCUAUUGAUAGAGUCUAUUAAAAUAAAAAGAUAUUAGAUCUAUUUAUUAGAGGCUAUACUUUGUGUGAUUCUAUUCAUAAUUCGAGUUCAUAUACUGAAUAACAAUCAUGGAAUGGAGAAGAUGAUUAAGAUACUCUACAAUAUUUUGAAGUAAAUGAUUUGUUUGAAAACAAAAACAGUCCUGUAAUUAAAAAUGAGGAGUAACAUACAAAACACAAAUAUCUUAAGAACUAUACAAAACAUGAAGUUCGGCCUCAAUAGAUUGAAUUCAACUCUAAUUUUGAAAAUAGUUGAUAUAAUGAUUUCCAAUAUUGCGAAUUUAAUUAUAAUUUAUUCUUAUUAAAUUUAUCUAAAACAGAUUAGAACAAUAUAAAUUAGUAUAAAAUUAGUAAGGAGGAAACCCAGGAAAUCAAUAUCUAAACAACAUUGCGAUAUAAAAUUAAUCAGAAAAUUUUUUUUAUGA